AUGAUGCUCGAAAGGAAGGAUAAGAGAAAAUAUCUCGAGAAGGAAUUGAGACUUAUCAAAGAGAAAGUAAAGCUUGAGGGCAGGCUUCAGGCGAUCGCCAAGGACGCAGCAGACUCUUUGGGUAAGGUCGACGUGGACUUGGAAGGGAGCGAGGAGAUCAUUGCCAGCCUCGAGUUGCCGUUGUGUGGUUCUCGUGCUGCGGAGUACGACGUCCUACGGGGUCUAGUGUCCAGGGGUCUGGAGGUAACUGGCGAGAUUUUGGGCAUCUUGAAUGGUCUGAAGGUUUUGGAGACACCCAACACAGGGAUAUACCUCAAGCUUAAGAUCAUAUCGAAGGCGCUGUGGAAACAAAAAGAACUUCAUGCCAGAUUGGAUGCUCAUCGGGCCCAGAUAUCUGCUCAUAUUUUGGCUUUACUAUUAAAGCGAUCUUGGACAGCCUAUACUACAGCCAACUCGAGGAUAGAGAAUGGGCCAUCCAUGAAGCCCACGGUUAUGUUCGAGUGGAUUUUCGAAGCUGAUUCUGCUGACAACGACGUCAAGAAGAACAGUGUCAACUUCAUCGAGUGGCUCAAGCACGGGGACGGCGUAUUUCGGGUAACUGGUAAAGCUGGUUCUGGGAAGUCCACGUUGAUGAAGUACUUGACUCACCACCGUGAAACCAAGCGACUUGUGAAGAAAUGA
Molecule: messenger RNA, 681 nt
Organism: Colletotrichum aenigma
Lineage: Eukaryota; Fungi; Ascomycota; Sordariomycetes; Glomerellales; Glomerellaceae
Exons: 2
Coding region: 1-681 (226 amino acids)
Source: RefSeq, a predicted model, not a curated record